AUAGAGCCGUCGACGAUGACGCGGCCGCUGAUCGACACGCCGUCAAAAGAAACGGGGUCAAAAGGUGAUGUCAGAGCCGCGGUAUUCCAAAUAUGCGAGAAUAACUGCAACAUCUGGCGCGGCGAAAGUGUCAGGUUUAAACUUGCCGGAUGGCGAGGCAACACUCAGAGUUUACCACUAAACCCCAAGCCCUUCCUCAACGGGCUGACGGGCAAGCCGGUGAUGGUCAAGCUCAAGUGGGGCAUGGAGUACAAAGGCUACCUGGUCUCCGUGGAUGGCUACAUGAACAUGCAGCUGGCAAACACGGAGGAGUACGUGGACGGAGCGUUAGCAGGUCAUCUCGGGGAAGUCCUUAUCAGGUGCAACAAUGUUCUGUACAUCCGAGGUGUGGAAGAGGAGGAGGAGGAUGGCGAAAUGAGAGAGUGACGAUCAGGAAAAAAAAAUGUGUGCUUGUGUUUUCACCAUGUGAAACGGAAUGAAUGCUUGAUUUCUUUUUCUACCCGUUUUUCUUGUGCUACAAUAAAAUGUUCUGUUAUUAAAA
Corythoichthys intestinalis (scribbled pipefish) is the source of this 541-nucleotide messenger RNA. It is a transcript of the gene snrpf, whose product is annotated as small nuclear ribonucleoprotein polypeptide F. The transcript is spliced from 4 exons. Bases 16 to 426 code for a protein of 136 amino acids. NCBI's taxonomy places the organism in Eukaryota, Metazoa, Chordata, Actinopteri, Syngnathiformes, Syngnathidae. Gene Ontology annotation, biological process: mRNA splicing, via spliceosome; spliceosomal snRNP assembly. Gene Ontology annotation, cellular component: U1 snRNP; pICln-Sm protein complex; catalytic step 2 spliceosome. Gene Ontology annotation, molecular function: RNA binding. The record is from RefSeq and is a predicted model, not a curated record.